AUGAAUAAAGAUGAAUUACUGAAUGAUUUACUCCCAUUCACGACUAAUGAUAGUUUAGAACCUAUCAAAAUAUUAGAUUUAAUUGAAAUUAAUUUAAAACAUAUUUUAAAUUCACCGGAAUUACAACUGUUUAUUCAAAUAGUUAAAGGUGAUUUAUAUAAUCGAGAUUAUUUGAGUGCUUUUAAUAGUGAUGAAAAACGAUUUGCAUACGUUGCAAGAUGGACACCAGCUAGAGCAUUAAGUUAUAGUUCAUUAUUCAGUAGCUUAAAACCAAUAAAGGCAUUAUUACAAGAGCCAAUUCAAAUUAAAAAUGUCUUAUGUAUUGGAGGUGGGGCUGGUUCUGAAUUAAUUGGAUUAUCAUCUGUAUUUUGCAGAUUGAAAGAAUAUAAUUCAUCAUCAUCAUCGGAAAUACAUAUAAAUAUAAUAGAUAUAGCAAAUUGGUCAACUGUGAUUAAUCACUUCACAAAAUACAUUAAAGAAAACUGGUUAUACCAUGGCGAAAAAUUGAGUACAAAUUUUAUAUGUGAUGAUAUAUUAAUUACCAAUACAGAUUUACAACUCAAUAAUCUAGAUCUAAUUACUAUCUUAUUUACUACUAAUGAAUUAUUCACAGAGAAGAGAAAAGAAACAAUUAAAUUAUUGCAGAAAUUGAAUGAUAAUUGUAAAUCAGGAACCUUAUUAUUAAUUGCAGAAAGUGCUGGUUCAUAUUCACAUAUAAUUAUAGGUGAACGAAAAUUUCCAAUUCAAUUUUUAAUAGAUACGAUAUUAGUUGGAAAACCAAAUGAAAAUAACGGAGUAUGGGAAAUUGUAAAUUCAAGUGAAAGUUGUUGGUAUAGAAUUAAUCAAAAAGAAGUUGAAUAUUCAAUGAAAUUAGAAAAUAUGAGGUUUUUUUAUAGAUUGUAUAGAAAGAAAUGA
Messenger RNA from Insectozyma verbasci, 915 nucleotides. The record is from the annotation of a GenBank genome assembly. Lineage: Eukaryota; Fungi; Ascomycota; Pichiomycetes; Serinales; Debaryomycetaceae.